AUGGAAGAAGAAGCUUCUUCUUCAAACUUUGCGGGCCUCUGCCCCGAUAGUGUGCCGGCCCUACCGAAAACUUUGCUGGCCCGCGAACUGAACCGUGGCAGGAUUACGGCCCACCGGCUCCGCCACAUUCUGAAUGAUGAUCGAACCAGCUGGGCCGAUUCAAUAUUGCCUGCUCAAGGCCUUGUCAAUGAAAUCUUGGACUCAUUUACUCGUUCCAUUUCAAUCCUCUGUGAAUCCGAAGAGGUUGGAGCUGCUGGCCGGAUUAUCGAAGAGUAUUCCGAGAGUAAAAAGCCUCCCGCUGCCCGGAAAGAAAAGAGAGGCUGCUACAAGAGAAGGAAGAGUUCUGACACGUGGAUAAAAGAGUCGGCUACUCUGUUUGACGAUGGGCAUGCGUGGAGAAAAUACGGACAAAAGGUCAUCCUUAACGCCAAGCAUCCGAGAAACUACUUUAGGUGCACGCAUAAGUUCGACCAAGGCUGCCGAGCAUCGAAACAAGUCCAAAAGAUCCAAGAUGACCCGCCCCUUUACCGGACCACUUAUCAAGACCAACACACUUGUACAUAUAUUGCAUUCAAGCUUUCCUCUGAACAAGAUUCUUCCAUUAUCUGGAAUUUCGGGCCGGGCCAGACUGAACAGGAGUACAGUAGAGAAGACAACAGAGUUAUUACCGAAUCGCCGAUUUACGAUCCGGGUUAUCUUGAUGGGAAUGUGUUUUCUCCUGAUGUAUAUUCUUGCUCUGCAAGCACUCACAGUAUGGAGAUGGAUUUGGAUAUGUAUGUUAUUGAUGAUUUUCUUGAUUUUUCGUGA
This is a messenger RNA of Striga hermonthica, 807 nucleotides long. Lineage: Eukaryota; Viridiplantae; Streptophyta; Magnoliopsida; Lamiales; Orobanchaceae. The record is from the annotation of a GenBank genome assembly.